AUGGCUGUUCUGGCUGGAGACUUUCUUCUGGGUCGAGCCUCGGUAGCUCUAGCACGACUGCGUGAUCCUGAGGUCAUUGAGCUGUUAGCCACGGUCAUUGCAAACCUGAUAGAGGGAGAAUUCAUGCAGUUGAAGAACACAGCCAUGGACGAGAAGAACCCGAGAUGGAGCGAGGAUGCGAUCUCCUACUAUCUACAGAAGACAUAUCUCAAAUCAGCAAGUCUGAUAAGUAAGAGCUGUCGCGCUGCUGCGCUGUUGGGAGAGUGUGCGCCUAGCGUGGUGGAGGCUGCGUACGCAUAUGGACGAAACCUGGGUCUCGCCUUUCAACUCGUCGACGAUAUGCUCGACUAUACCAUCAGUGGCACCGAACUAGGUAAACCUGCUGGUGCUGACCUCGAGCUUGGACUCGCUACUGCUCCGCUGUUGUUUGCCUGGAGGAGUCGUCCUGAGCUCGGUCAGCUGGUGGGUAGACGUUUCGCCCAGCAAGGUGAUGUGCAAAAGGCACGAGACAUCGUUCUUCAAAGCGACGGUCUCGAGCAGACACGAGCUCUAGCACAAGAAUACUGCGAUAAAGCCAUCUCAGCGAUCCAGAUAUUGCCUCCUGGCGAAGCCAGAGAUGGCUUGGAAGACAUGUGUACAAAAGUUAUGAAGAGACGGAAAUAA
Messenger RNA from Lithohypha guttulata, 663 nucleotides. RefSeq names its product coq1 putative hexaprenyl diphosphate synthase (gene COQ1). The coding region runs from base 1 to 663 and encodes 220 amino acids. The transcript has 2 exons. The record is from RefSeq and is a predicted model, not a curated record. Gene Ontology annotation, molecular function: prenyltransferase activity. Gene Ontology annotation, biological process: isoprenoid biosynthetic process; ubiquinone biosynthetic process. Lineage: Eukaryota; Fungi; Ascomycota; Eurotiomycetes; Chaetothyriales; Trichomeriaceae. Gene Ontology annotation, cellular component: transferase complex.